AUGCACCCCGAAUCCUACCGCUUAGCUGAGGUCCUGGCAGUGGCCAACAUUCACCCUUUCUAUAAUCCGGGAGUCCAGUAUCCUCCUGAACCUGACGCAAUUCAGCAUGCUCGGCAGUCCGCCACAAAGACUGCGGCAGAGGUCAAUCUUCAUACUCGGCCUAUAGUCACGAAGAAGGAUCUUUACAGGGUCAUUGAGCGUCUGACCCAUGAUACAAGUCCAGACAAUGUUUACCGACUCCGUUCCUACAUCAGCAUCACCGGUGGCGGUUCCGGUGGGUUACCGUUGAUGUUCGCCACGGAUGUAAAAGAAAACCGCAGACACAGAUCAGUUUUCGGCGAGUUCAUGGUGGCCUGUGGACUUGUUGGCCCGGGCGAUUGGGUUCUUACGACCCAUGUGUCAGGUUACUUGUACCGAUCUCUCGACCUCAUGAGUGAGCUUUUUGAGAAUGCCGGGGCAACUGUUCUAAGCUGUGGCAAUUACAUGACCCCAGUCGAGGUUGUCCAGUAUCUGGCCCACUACCAUGUCAACGUUUUGACUGGAGAUGGCAGCCAGAUCAUCCAAGUGGUCCACUAUAUAUCAAUGCUGCCGGUAGAGCAAAGGCAGCGAGUCAAGCUAACCAAGAUAAUUUACACAUCCGAGCCCCUCACUCAGGCUCAAAGAGAGCACAUCGUCGCGACUCUCGGACCGAUUAAGAUCUGCUCUAUCCUCGGAAGCGCAGAGUCCGGUCCGUAUGCCAUCGGAAGUCCGGAUCUCACUGGGCGACAGGAUUGUACCUCAACAAUGGACUUUGUCUUUGACACUCGGACGAUGCUUAUAGAGAUUCUUCCCCCGUCGAUCAUGGACGAAGCUCCAUUGUCGACCGCAAGUCCUGUGCCGAAUGGAGAGCCCGGUAUUAUUGUCCAGACCUCCCUACAACGACUGCGCAAUCCGGUUGUCCGCUAUAACACGGGCGACAUUGGCUCUCUGCAUGCCCUGCCCGAGAGUGCCCGUGAUGUUAUCGCUCAGGAGGAUUGGGAGCAUCUUCGCGUUCUGCGCCUGCACGGCCGUGAUCGCCGGUUCAGCUUCAAAUGGUUUGCCGCUUACUUUGAGUUCGAAAACAUUGCGACCAUGAUGCAAGCCAAGGGAACUGGCAUUUUGCAAUGGCAAGUCAUACUCGGCACCCUGGAGUCAUCCCCGCAGACAACACUCGAAGUCCGCAUACUUCGCGCAAUUGAUAGGGGGGGGGGUAUACAGUCCAAAGAGGCUCUUGUUAAGAGAAUCGAAUGGUUCUUCUACCUUCUACCGGAGAAUGAACAUCUUUUCCAGAUUACCUUUGUGGACGACAUUGGGGGGUUCGAGAAGAGCGGGACUGGGAACAAGGUUAUGAAAUUUGUGGAUAGGACGUAG
Molecule: messenger RNA, 1389 nt
Organism: Aspergillus glaucus CBS 516.65
Lineage: Eukaryota; Fungi; Ascomycota; Eurotiomycetes; Eurotiales; Aspergillaceae
Exons: 3
Coding region: 1-1389 (462 amino acids)
Source: RefSeq, a predicted model, not a curated record